AACGAAUAAAGCAAAGAAAGAGGAUAACUGUGGUCCGGUUGUUCUUCUUCUUCUCUUGUAAAUGCAAGAUCGAAGUGCAAAGUGACAAGAAUGCCUACACCUUCUCUCCCUCAACCCGCACAUCCAGAGCUUGAUUCAAUGCUGACGCGGAAGUUUGGCAAGGAAGUCGCCAACUACUUUGCCGGCUCUCCUCUGAACCGCUUUGGCUUCCUUCGUAGCGACAAUGUCUUCCUCUCUGGAGCCCUGAAGCACCCGUCUGCUUCCUUCCUCCUCUGCAACAACCUGCAGCCAUUGACUAAGGACAAGACCAAGCUCGCCUAUGUCCAAUACAAGGAUGUCCAACCCAUCAUCGGCGAAGACCCCUACGCCACCCCGGAGUCCAAGAUGAUCGAAACCUACAACUCCAAAAACUUCAUCCCCCAAAUGAUCUUCCUCGGCCUGGACGAGUCCGUCAAGGAAAACUCCUUUAGCUACGAAGCAAAGAACGCCGUACACAAGGGCGCUCCUUACUUCGCCAUCGAUGUCACUCCCAAAGACCCUCUGACCCAGCAAUGCAACGACGUCAUCAAGUCGUGCGAAGACAAGGGCCUCACAUUCGCCCAAGGCAGAGCAAUGGACCUCAUAGCAGGCGACGCAGCGAUCUACGCCGAAGCCCGCCAACUCCUCGACUGGAACAUGCGCAACCCCUUCUGCGCUCAAUGCGGCCACCCUACCUUAUCCGUCAACGGCGGCUUCAAACGCACCUGCCCACCCACCGAUUCCAGCACCUUGCCCUCCACCGCCGUAUCCACCUCCAACACCGACGCCUCCAGCAUCGACCGCCCCGCCUGCGCAACCAGAAAAGGCGUGUCCAACCUCUCCUUCCCCCGCACCGAUCCCACCAUCAUCGUCGCAGUGGUCAAUCACGCAGGCGACAAACUUUUACUCGGCCGCAGCAAGCGUUUCCCCAAAUACUGGUAUUCCACCCUCGCCGGCUUCUGCGAACCCGCAGAGUCGAUCGAAGAAGCCACUCGUAGAGAAGUUUGGGAAGAAGCUGGUAUCCAUCUCGGUCGCGUGAUCAUUCACUCCACCCAACCAUGGCCAUAUCCCGCAAACCUGAUGAUCGGCGCAAUUGGACAAUCCGUGCCCGAAGGAGAAAAGAUUGAUCUGGGCAAUGAUCCAGAAUUGGAGGAUGCCAAGUGGUUUACCUUUGACGAGGUCAGGACGGCGUUGAGGGUGGGGACUAGUGGGUUGGAUGAGGGCCCGAAACCUGAAUACAAAGAGGGAGAUUUGAGAUUGCCUCCGGAGACUGCUAUUGCUCAUCAGCUCAUCAGUGCCGUCGUGGAAAAGGGCUUUUUGGCUGCAGAGUCAAAGAUGUAG
This is a messenger RNA of Aureobasidium pullulans EXF-150, 1359 nucleotides long. RefSeq lists its product as uncharacterized. The coding region runs from base 91 to 1359 and encodes 422 amino acids. Gene Ontology annotation, biological process: NADP+ catabolic process; NAD+ catabolic process. The transcript is spliced from 2 exons. Lineage: Eukaryota; Fungi; Ascomycota; Dothideomycetes; Dothideales; Saccotheciaceae. Gene Ontology annotation, cellular component: cytosol. The record is from RefSeq and is a predicted model, not a curated record. Gene Ontology annotation, molecular function: metal ion binding; NADH pyrophosphatase activity.